GUAUAUUUUUGUGUUUUCUUCGGCUUUUUGUAUUUAAACAAAUAAAUAUAAGCAAAAUUGGCGCUACUUUGUAUGAAAUGAGCGCAUAAAAAUGUUUUAAACAUUUUUGAAAAAAAUUCCAAUAAAUUUUGUCUUAAAUUUGCCUGCCCAAGUCAAUAAAACGCAUCAGAAACGUAUAUAUAUAUAUAUAUUUUUUUUUUUGAACAAAACUCGUCAUAUUUUUACAUACACGACUCAAAAAAGCACAUAAAAAUCAUUAAAAAUUUUGCCAUAAAUUUCCCCGCUCAAAUCUCGUCACAACUUUGCAUGCUCGAGUCAAUAAAUUCCAAAAACAAGUCACAUAUUUUGCAUUAUCAACACACUGCUGUUUUACUAAACUUGUUCUACUUGUCAGUUUUAUUUAUAUUUUAUUUAUAUACAAGCGCAUGCACACAUAUAUACAAACAAUAUUCGCGGGGCGUCUAACGCUGCGCAAACACCUUUCAAUACAAAUGCUCAUUCCAGCACAGGCAUAUACAGCUCCCUACAUAGCUCAAUACCUCCAUAUGAUAAUUAUAAGCUCAUCGCAACAAACUCACCAAAUGUAUUUUGAUUAUCUAAUUGCGUGCCGUGUGCGUGUGUGUUUGUUGUCAGCGCGCCGGGAAUCUUCGGAUACAGAGCGCAAAACGCAUUAAUUGGGUCAAAUAGACAGCUACAGCCCACUAGCGUUAAAAAACUAAUCAUUUGUAUAUUGCUUAAUAGCGUGCUAAACGCAAAUGCUGGACGCUACAGCAACAAUAACCAGACUGCUGACAGCUGACGGCUGACAGCGCCACCACUGACAAGGCAAUUAAUAAGUCGAGACUUAUGUUUAUAGCCGUAGUCAAAGCGUAUGCAAAUAUUGGAUGUAGAAUAGUAGACGCUAAAAGUCGGCAGCAAAGAUUGACCGAGCGAACGUUAAUAUAGCUGACUGCUAAUAUAACUGCCAGUUUGUAGCUGCUAACAACAACAGCAACGUUAAUCAAGCGCUAGUAAUUGGUGUUGUUAGACAUUACUAAACAUUGCCUUAAUGGCUGCCAUUUAGCGCUGUAUUUAACAGACGGCUGACUGUUCCAGCACUCGAAGUCUAUAUUUACGCUCUCCUAUAGGCCUAAUGGCUUGACCAAAGCAGCAGCAACAACAAGAAAAGUCUAACUCUACAGUGUUGUGUACUCGUAUGCGGCACGUACAGUGGCAGCUGUGAGGUGUGAAAAAGUGAAAAUUCUCAAACCAUUAAAAGUGUAAAAAGAUAAAAGUGAACGCAGCAGCAAUAAAAACCUGCAAAGUAGCAAAAUAAAGAAGAAGUGAAAAAAAGAAGAAGAAAAAGAAAAAAAUAAUAAGCAGUGGAAGCAGCCGCGGCAACCAUUAAAACAGUAUUUUCCGCAUAAGCGAUUGAGUGAAAACAAUAAUAAUAAAAAAAAUAAAACAACAACAACAAAAACAUAAUGCAAAACCUAUUCGCUGUUAUUGUUGUAUUCCUUGUGCUAAACUGCCUUAGUGUGCAGAUUGCCGAACCAUUAGCCACCAGCUAUGCGGCUGACGUCAGCCAACAACAUGAUGCUAGCAUGGAAUUCAACGAGAAUGAAGAGAAUCUAGUGCAGCAGCAGCAGCAUCACGUGCGGCAUAAAAGCGCACAUAUGCAUAGAACAGCAGCACAUCACAGCCGGCAUAGACAACAACAGCAUGCUGAUGGGGUGAAAAGCGAAAGUGUUGCGAUGGCUAGUGAAAUAACAACGCCAGCCGCCGCUGAUGCAAUGGAGAGUUUGAACUUUCAGCACAAGCACAAACAGCAGCAACAACAACAACAACACAAAGUCAGUUAUGACAUGCAAUUAGAAUUAGAUAAACAGAAAAAAUUGCAACAACAACUACAACAAAAGCAUACGCAUGCGCAACAUAAGAACGCGUUAAAGUCAAGGACUUCGAUAACGACAGUCAUGGAUAAUGGCAGCGAGACUGUUGAGCUGGCUGGAGUGGACGAACUGGUUAAGCCGACUUGGCCGCCUACGUAUAGCAACAACAACUACAACAACAACGAACGCACAAUUACCGUUGAUGAGGCGAACAAAGGCAAUACGCAAAAUGAUUACCAACAACAAGCGAUAAUACGACAACAACAACAACAGCAUCAGCAACAACAUCAUCAUAAACAUCAUAAACUACAGCCAGCAGCCGAUUUGAGUCGCAGAAAAGCCACGACAAUGACAUCUGUUGUGCAUCUCAUGCACCAUAAUAAAGUCGUGCACGCAAGCAGUCAAAUUAAUGUAGACACUGAUAAUGCUGACGACGACGACGAAGACGACGACGCUGCGAGCUCUACAGUCUUGCAUGCGCAUACGCAUUCCACAGUAGGCGGCGGUGGCGGCGGCAUUAAGGAGCACAAAGCGGCUGUGAGCACGACAACGGAUGACGGCCUCACAACCGAGAACACACGAAAUGACAAAAGCGUCGAUUAUGUGGAUGAUGAUGAUGUCGAGUAUUAUGAUUACACUGCCGAUGAUGAGCCGAAUGAAUCGCCGCAUGCGACACAGUCACAGUUACAACCACUUGCCGUUUCCGAUAUCGGUGGCUACACUUAUGACAGUGGCAUUGACGAUGGCAUUGAUGGUGGUGAUGUCGAGUGGCGACCGGUGCAGCACCAUCAACAAUUGCGGCACAAUCAAGAGCAAUGGCAUGCGCAACAAAUGCAAUUGCAUAGGCGUCAGCAUUGGCAACGUGAAGAGCACCAGCAGCAGCAGCAAUAUGAGAGCGAACACGCGCGGGUGGCACGCGAUCAUCAUCGCGUACAAGCGUCGGAGUUGCGCAACAAUCGUUUGCCAUUUGACAUGAUGGAUGAUCAGUACCUUAAUGAUGAACCCGCAUUAAAACCAGAGGAAAUAAAUGAUAUAAAACAGAAAACCUUGGGAACUCCCGAUACUGUAAGGAACGAGUUCAAUUCAUAUGUGCAAAAUCAAAGAAUGCGCUAUUUGGCAGCCGCUCAUUAUGAUCACAUGAAAAGCGCCACCAGAUGCGAACGUCCAAUGCCGCAUGUGAUCCCCGCCUCUAACUACACUUCAAAAACAUACUAUCCCACCCACACGAUUUUGUAUCGCUGCGGUGAGGAUACGGGCUGCUGUCGAUCGAAGGGGCAGAUCUGCACUGUCAAAGAGUACGAGAAUGUGACGCUAUAUUUUUAUGUAGAUUUACUGAACUCCAGCAACUCGCGCCAGCAUAUCGAAGGCUUGACGAUGCGUAAUCACACGAAAUGUGCAUGUCAAAAUCGUCCAUCUGAGAGCUCUACGCCAGAGUACGUCGCACGCGGCAAACGUUCCGAUCUCGCUUACCGGCGACACACGCGUUCGCAUCAUGUCGCUUUGGAUGCCGAAAAUCAGCUGGAGGAAAGCAGUGACCUUGCAUAUGGCAGUGAAAAGCGUCAAGCGGCAAUCUGUCGUUGUCCCAUACACUUCGAUGUCUUCCAGGAGGAUAUUAGAGCGGUAGCAACGCAACGUCAUCAUCAUGAUGUGCAAGCACAAUCAAAUGUUGCACGCACCUACAAUUGCCGUUGCGAUUGUGAAGACGACAAUGCAUCGUGUCAGCGCUUCAAGAAUGGUGAUGAGGGCUUCGGCAUGGAUGAUCGCAGAUGCAUUGCGCAGAGGAUAUGCAGUAUACCAAAUUGCUCCUUUGGCAUUUAUAAUGAACAAAUUGGCCGAUGUCCACGUUCAAACAGGAAACACAAACGUCACAAUAUUGGCUUCGGCUAAAGCGUUAGUAAGAACAUUUACUGUUAAAGCAAAAUUAUGUUUUAAAUAUAAAUUAUGUAGUUUAAGCGCUUAUUCUAAUGAAAUUUUGUAAAUAUAAAUCUAAGUAUUCUUUAAGGUAUUUGAUUUGAAUGUCAAUUGUACGAGUAUUACUUAUGAUUGCAUAUGAUUACUUAAAUAGUGACUAAGCGUAUAAUAGAUUGCUUUCGCCGACUGAAAUGUUAAGCCAUAUUGAAGAUUCACAAAUAAUUAAAUAAUUAACUAAAUGUGUCCCACUUAAAUCGAAUGAGUUUAAAAAUAUAUAUUUUAAUAAUAAAUAAGAAUACUAUUAUAUGUCUUCUACUUAAGUAUUUAAUAAAUUUAAUGAUUUUUGAUUAAGAAAUAAUCACACAGAAAAAUUAAAAUUUUCAGAGGAGAGUUUAUAAAUCAUUAAUUCGUGAGAAUCUUUGUAGAAAGCUUUGGUUAGUUGUGAUUUCGUAGUAGUUAUGAGAAAGCUAAUAUGGUCAGACUUCAAUGGGGGAUAUAAAUUAAGAGUAAACACAUCCAGCUGUCAAAUGAACAGUGUUUCACAAAUGUUACUGUCGUAUAUGAACCCAAAUUAUGAAAAAUUGUUUUCUAAUGCUAGUUUCUCGAAAAUCUAUCCUAGAAAACAUAUUAAUGAAAAUCCUACCCAAGGCAUUAUAUUCAUCAGCUCAAAUAUAUAUUUAUAAAUUUUUUGUAAUUUGUCAAAUCGUAAAGAGUGGCGUUUCGAACAAACAACUGGUAUAAAUCUCAUAAACUGGUAUAAUAAAAUAUAAAUCAAACUUGAAAAUAUUUAAAUCACUUUAUGGACUAAACACACUCUGGUAAUAAAACAAAAUGAUAAGUUUAGAUUAGAAGAGAACUCAAACAUAGCGAACAUGGUGAAUCGAAGACGUUUUAUGCUAUAGCCUUUUCACACAGGAUCAAUUAACCGGCCUCUGCUCGAUUAAAACGCUAAUUAAGAUCGAUUUACCAUGCAAAAUAAAAAUCUACAUUAAUUUUAAAUUUAAUUUUAAUCGACUUGAGAAUGAAUGCAACUCUGCGACAAAGACGACAUACAUUUGAAUUUGACUGAAGUUUUUGAUUAAAAAAAGCUACGGUAGAUGUCGCUGUUAAAAAUAGCAAUCAGCUGAUGAAACUUACCAACUUCUAAUGAAAAACAAAAAC
Zeugodacus cucurbitae (melon fly) is the source of this 4943-nucleotide messenger RNA. RefSeq lists its product as uncharacterized. The transcript is spliced from 6 exons. Gene Ontology annotation, cellular component: membrane. The coding region runs from base 1464 to 3758 and encodes 764 amino acids. Lineage: Eukaryota; Metazoa; Arthropoda; Insecta; Diptera; Tephritidae. Gene Ontology annotation, molecular function: growth factor activity. Gene Ontology annotation, biological process: hemocyte migration. The record is from RefSeq and is a predicted model, not a curated record.